Messenger RNA from Solea solea (common sole), 681 nucleotides. RefSeq names its product HOATZ cilia and flagella associated protein (gene hoatz). Lineage: Eukaryota; Metazoa; Chordata; Actinopteri; Pleuronectiformes; Soleidae. The transcript has a single exon. The record is from RefSeq and is a predicted model, not a curated record. The coding region runs from base 71 to 523 and encodes 150 amino acids. Gene Ontology annotation, biological process: cilium assembly.
AACCACACUCAACAACAUCAUCUAUUCUCGAGCAUUCAGCUUCAAGUACUUUUCUUCUCUCGAAAUCAUUAUGUCCGCCCACCCUGAUCCUCCGGAGCAGCGGGACUUGCACCGGAGCCUCACCGUGUUUGAGGGCUCUGCUCCGGAUGACGUUUCCCACGCCCGGCGCCUCUGGAGCGCGCUGUCCCUGCUGCCGCCGCUGGAGUCCCGGCUGGUGUCGGCUGACAUCCGCCAGAGGUUGCCGGUGUGCCGGCCGCAGCGCGGCAGAGCGUCCGCCCCGGUGCCGCAGAGCGUCUCUGCGCCUGUGCGGCAGCGGCAAGAGGAGCGGCGGCGGUACGAGGCCAUGGCCGAGCAGAGGAGGGAGAUCCUGGCUCUGCUGAGGAGGCAGAGGGAGCAGAGGAUCCACCAGAGGGCGCUGCUGUCCCAGGCCCUGAGACCCAGACUGAAGCUCCACGGAGACAAAGCGCCGAAGGUUCCAGACUGUGAUGAGAUGGACAAGCAGCUGGUCCAACAGCUGCAGUGACUUCCUGUACGUCCAACAUAAAUGAGACGAUCGCUCGCGGUAAAUCUAACAAACGCUAUUGUUCUUCUGGUGUUUAAUAAUAGUCACAGUUUAUCAUCACGACAUCAUGUCCCUGACGGUUUGUAUCGUUUAAACUUUAUAAAAAAGACUUCACGCUG